AUGUUGAUUUACGUCCUCGCGCGCACCAACAGCGUUUUCGCAAGAAAACAGGGCCCGAAGCAAGCACACACAAUAUUAAUGGGUUCUAAAUUCUUAACAGCUAAAAGCCAACUAAAGAUUAUUAUUUACCGUAUACACGAGAACCCGGAGGAGCGACUGACACAUUCAUAAUUUACAAAGGCACUCUAUAAUACGCAUAAUUGUAAAAAAAACCUGCGGUAUGCUUAUUCCACACUUCUGGAGUACAGCUGUACGAUGUCAACAAAUGCGGUAAAGAUGGCCACGCGAUUUGGUGGAGGGUUAUUUUCGUCCCAUGGAAAGCCAACGAACGUUCAAUUAUUAGCACAAAGUUUUCAGGCAUUUAAGAUUCAAACUCGAGAUAUAAGACCCGGUUCGAAACCAGGUACUAGACCAGAUAGUAAACCAAAACAGAGAUUUCCUGAUUGGUUUUUGAAGAAAGAAAGAGUUCAAUACAACGAAGGUUUAACUGCAGAAAAUAAGGCUUUUGUUCAAGAAGUAGUAGAAGAUAAAUUUGGUCCCCCUGCUAUUAUAGGAGGAAUUGCUACAUAUAAGAGCCCAUUAAAAGUUGAACCAUUGGUAAGAGGUGAGUGGACUGAAAAGAGUCGACGGACUGGUGUCAUUGCUCGCAAAAUAGGUGUUUAUCCUUUAUGGUUCAAAGAUGGGAAGAAGGUCUUGACAUCAUUGUUACAGGUGAUUGACAACCAUGUUAUCCAAUACACUCCCCCAGGCGAGUUCCAGCAAGCCCGUAAACUGGAAAAGGCACUUUGGAAACCAAAUAAAUUGGGAUGUUUGUUAGUUGGAGCUGAGAGUACUGAUCCACAGAAGUUCACAAAAGAGUAUUGUGGUCUCUUUUCUAAGUCUGGAGUGAUGCCUAAGAAAAUUCUUGCUCGUUUUCUUGUAACACCAGAUGCUGCAAUUCAGCCGGGUACUCCUCUACUAGCUUCACAUUUUAGAGUUGGUGAUUAUGUGGAUGUGAGGGGUAAAACCAUCGACCGUGGGUUCCAAGGUGUUAUGACACGGUGGGGCUUCAGUGGAAUGCCUGCUUCUCAUGGUGUAACCAAGACUCAUAGAAGGGCAGGAAAUAUCGGAUCAGGUGGAACCAAAGCUCGUAUUUGGAAAGGUCAGAAAAUGCCUGGUCACAUGGGCAACAGAUGGCGUGUUCUGAGAGGACUGAGGAUAUGGAGGAUUAACACAAAAUAUAAUGUUCUCUAUGUCUCGGGCCAGAAUAUUCCUGGUGAAACUAAUUCAAUGGUGUAUAUAUAUGAUACAGUGCUGCCAUUGAGGAAAUUCAAGGAACCUCCGCCUUUUCCUACAUAUUAUACAGAAGAUGAAGAAAAUCUUCCUGAUGACAUUUAUUAUAGUGAUGUUCACCAAUUCUCAGAGCCUAGUAUAAUGUUUGAGGAAAAUAAAUAGAAGUUAUGUGUAGAAAAUUUAAUAGCUAUUAAAUAUUUGUUUUUGUAUUUAUUAUUUUACAAUUAUUUUGCCUUUUAUUCCUCUUUUCAUUGUGCAUGAAAAUAAAUGAUUGAAAUUAUGUUACUCCCACAGUAUCAUACAUUUUUUUAAUUCUGUUAAUGAUUAUGUGGAAAAAUUGCGCAGUGUGUGCUGUAUCAGCUACAAUAAAGUUUUACAUGAAAUUGUGAU
Messenger RNA from Gryllus bimaculatus (two-spotted cricket), 1662 nucleotides. Lineage: Eukaryota; Metazoa; Arthropoda; Insecta; Orthoptera; Gryllidae. The record is from the annotation of a GenBank genome assembly.